AUCGCAUGGCACAGACUCACAGAGGACAAUAUGCGUUUGCGUGGCGUCCUGGCGUGAUGGAUGUUAUAAUGUACUUAUUGUGGUGUAAAGUAAACAAUAAACAUAUUUCAAGCGCCCUCAUUCAUUUCACAUCCAAAAAUUGCUUUUUUGACGUGUGAACGGUAGUAAUUAAUAAACGUAGACCCCAUUUUUAUUAGGAGUUUGAGCAUGACUAAAGUUUCCAUAAUAAUUCCAGUACGUAACGGCGAACAGUGGAUAAAUAACUGUUUAAAAUCAAUAACAGACCAAUCUAUACUUAAUUCAGGAAUCGACAUCGAAAUCGUUGUAUAUAAUGACGGAAGCAAUGAUGAAACAGAGAAUUUGCUGAAGGAAUGGCAGCGCUACUUUAUAAAACAUGGAAUUGAGUUAAUUUUAACCGGAUCUGCAAUUUCGAGAGGCGUCGGUGCCGCUAAAAAUGGGGCAGUGUCUAUGAGCACAGGAGAAUUCCUUUGUUUUCAAGAUAUUGAUGAUGUUAUGCACCCAGACAGGAUACAUCUCCAGCUACUUGCUGCAGAAAGUAAUCAUAAUGCAAUUGUUGGCAGUAAUAUUUCUCGAAUACCGCACGAUUCUACUCCGCGUCUGGUUCGCUGGGCCAAUAGUCUCAGUGCUGAACAACUAAAAUUACAAAUCUACACUGCCAAUGGGCCCACCUUGUUAAUGCCUACUUGGUUUUGCCACAGAACAGUAUUUGAAAGAGUGGGUAGUUUUGAUGAAAGUGGCAAAGGCACUCCGGAAGACUUGAUAUUCUUUUAUUCACACUUGGAUGUGGGAGGAGACUUGAUUAAAGUCAACAAGGAAUUACUUAUUUACACCUACCAUGAAGGUGCGGCAACAUUUUCUGUUAAAAGAGAAAUGAUAUGGCAAAUCCAGUUAGAACGAUUGCAAAAGCUUGUUUUACCAAAUUGGGAGACAUUCACUAUUUGGAAUGCUGGUAAAGCAGGCAGAAGAUUGGUUCGAGCUUUGAAUCAGGAGCAUAUAAAAAACGUAGUAGCUUUUUGUGAUGUUGAUAUGAAGAAAAUUGGGUCUACAGUUGAGUUAUACUGCCCGGUGAAGAAAGCAGUCUUCAUUAGUGUACCAGUUAUUCAUUUUUCUGCUGCAAAACCACCUUUACUCAUUUGUGUGAAGCUAGACAUGACUAAUGGCAUUUUUGAACAAAAUCUCAAGUCAAUGAACCUCAAUGAAGGAUUAGACUAUAUCAUAUUUAACUAAAAAUUAUUAUUUUUACACUGAUCUAUGAAUAUAAUAUAUUAUGUAGUUAUCUACAUAAUAUAUCUACCACUGUGCCAUAAAAAUGUAAUUAAGAAAAUAUGGUUUAGUACAUAUGUAUUUUUCUAUACUAGUUGG
This is a messenger RNA of Cydia strobilella, 1383 nucleotides long. RefSeq names its product UDP-GlcNAc:betaGal beta-1,3-N-acetylglucosaminyltransferase-like protein 1. The transcript has a single exon. Lineage: Eukaryota; Metazoa; Arthropoda; Insecta; Lepidoptera; Tortricidae. The record is from RefSeq and is a predicted model, not a curated record. The coding region runs from base 208 to 1248 and encodes 346 amino acids.